Messenger RNA from Acipenser ruthenus (sterlet), 555 nucleotides. Its product is annotated as protein stum homolog. NCBI's taxonomy places the organism in Eukaryota, Metazoa, Chordata, Actinopteri, Acipenseriformes, Acipenseridae. The record is from RefSeq and is a predicted model, not a curated record. The transcript is spliced from 2 exons. Bases 127 to 555 code for a protein of 142 amino acids.
CCAAUCUGUUCAAGUGGUGGUAGACAGAGAGAGUGCGAGAGAAACAGAAUCCACUUCAUACAGUUGUAGUUGGGAAUAUUUUACGGCUCAAGAAAAGCACGACGUAACAACAAUUUAUUUUAAAAAAUGGACCAGAAAGACACCGAAAUGAAUGAAAAGGGACUAGCUUCCUCUACUAGUGGAGUUGUGAUCCAAGUAAGGGAAAAGAAGGGACCCCUGAGAGCCGCUAUACCCUAUAUGCCUUUCCCUGUAGCUGUCAUCUGCUUGUUUCUCAAUACCUUUGUACCAGGGCUGGGUACCUUUGUUUCAGCCUUCACAGUCUUGUGUGGGGCUCGGACUGAUUUGCCCAACAGGCACAUGUGUUGUGUAUUCUGGUUGAACAUCGCUGCUGCAUUUAUUCAGAUCCUCACUGCUGUCGUUAUGGUGGGAUGGAUCAUGAGUAUAUUCUGGGGCAUGGACAUGGUCAUACUGGCUAGUAAGUACAACUUUUUAAAUCUUGGAACUAUUGGCUUUCAUUUUAUAAACCAGAUGUCUGGUAUUUCUUGUCUCCAUUAA